AUUGUCAUAUGACUGAUUCUAUAGCAAUACAACCCUUUGACUGUUACCUACAAGAUUUCACUGGUUCGUUAGAAAUGUAUUGUAUUACGGAGAGCUGAUUGUUGAUUUUGGCGUGGUGUAGCCUACAAGGAAAUCCGGUAGUAUUUGACCAUCGGACCUAUAUAGUUAGAGGUGAGCUCUGUGUAAUGGAUAUGCUUGCGUGGUGUUUUCGAGGAGGAUUGCUCGUCUAAUCACAUCGGAGCAAUGAUAGCACAGCUUGAUAAGUGAGAGUCGGAGGACGCUAUCGCCCUAUGAGUAAAGCCUUGGGCCCAGUCGACAUAUUCUUAUGUUAUAUAUAUUAGCAUAAUCACUACCUCAUUCAUGCUGCGGCGACGGUCAACUGAUUGGUUAACAACUAAACUGACCUGAGGCGUUUGACGUUUGGCAAUUCCAAGACAUGGAGGGGGGAAGAUAUGGUUAUUCGCGGGAGUAUUUUGACCGCUUUGUUCAGAGCCAAGACUCAUCUGUAGUCAACAAGUUCCAGCAGAAAUACUGGAAAACCAAACAAACGCUCAUCAAAGUUACAGGGAAGAAAGAGGAUGAGCAUGUUGUCGCUUCAGAUGCAGACCUGGACGCUAAACUUGAGGUGUUUCACUCUAUCCAGAGAACAUGCAUGGAGCUUCUCAAGGUGAUCGAGCAGUACCAGAGGAGAAUCUGUAUGCUGUCUCAGGAAGAGAAUGAGCUGGGGCGCUUCCUACGCUCACAGGGCUCCCAGGACAAAACCAGGGCUGGGAAGAUCAUGCAGGCCACAGGGAAAGCUCUGUGUUUUUCCUCCCAGCAACGAAUGGCACUACGUAGCCCGCUGUGUCGCCUCUACCAGGAAGUGGAAACAUUCCGAUACCGGGCCAUCUCAGACACAUGGCUCACGGUGAACCGAAUGGAGCAAUCCAGAACCGAAUAUCGAGGAGCUCUGCUGUGGAUGAAGGAUGUGUCCCAGGAGCUGGACCCUGACACACACAAACAAAUGGAAAAGUUCCGGAAGGUCCAGGCACAGGUGCGACUGACCAAGACAGGUUUUGACAAACUGAAGAAUGAUGUCUGUCAGAAAGUGGAUUUACUGGGAGCUAGUCGAUGCAACCUUCUGUCCUAUGUCUUAACAACCUACCAGACCACUUUGUUGCACUCCUGGGAGAAAACCUCCCAUACUAUGGCAGCCAUUCAUGAGAGCUUCAAAGGCUUCCAGCAUUAUGAGUUCUCAACACUAAAGACUCUUCAGGACCCCAUGGAUAAGCUGUCCAAUCAUGGAUCAAAGAAGAAAGGGAAGAAGAGAGCCAGAGUCAAGGCCGAGGAAGGGGGGGCCAAUCAGACUGCAGAGGACCUGCUUGUUUCGGUAGAUGACGAGAAUCAUAAUGAGGACAAACGACAAACAGCUAAAAAUUCCUAUGAUGAUAUAUACGAUAGUAAAGACAUCACAGGUGUGGAUGAUCUGCUGUCUGACGCUCCAAAUGACAGUAUGGCCCUGCUGAACGAGAUCCUCAACAGCGCCUCCCUGGAGGAGAGCGACUUCUCCCGUGAGUGGAGGGAGGUGUUUGGCGAGGGGGAAGUGACCGACAGCCCUUCUAAAGAGGGACAGUCCCAGUCCGAGGACCCCCCCUCCUUCUUCCUCCCGUCCUACCUGCUGGACCAGAACAUGAACGGCCUCCAGUCCUCCGCCUCAGAUUGGCCCACGGACAUUCCACAGCCUGUCUCCACGGCAGCGGAGCAAUCAUCUGGAGCCAAUCAGAACUUCUCCAGGCCAGCAGUGAGAGAAAUGCCUGAAAGCUCCAAGGACCUCUCAGCCUGGUUCAACCUCUUUGCUGAUCUGGACCCCCUGGCAAACCCAGAUGCAAUCGGGAGAACAGACAAGGAGCAUGAGCUGCACAACGCCUAGCUGCUUCCUCACAAGGCCCUGGCUUGACUGAUUAGUCAGUCUGUGUUAAGGUGGCAUACAUGAACGAUAACCCUGUCAAGACAAACUUAACCCAACCCUGCUGUUUCCUAGAUGUUCGGAGACAUUGUUUUUUUUGUGUAAGUGUUCGAUAAGACGAGAAAGUGCAGGUGUUGUGAUCAGCCAAAGGAUGAUACUCUUCUGCUAAAUGAAAUGUUGUCUGUCUUGCGUCUUGUUUCUUUGUGCCAUUUCUCUUGUUUCUACUUAAAGGUAUGCAGGAUGUAGUCUUAAGCCAUCAUUAUUUAAAGACAGUCGAGAAUAAGUUGGAAAGUUUUGAUUUAAGUCAAUUUUGUUUGUGUUCUAGAUAUACCGCAUGCCUGAUGUUAUAGUUCACAUUUUAAUUCUAUUUGAGACACUGAGAUUUACACAACAGACUAAGAAAUUGCCAUUUUCGGGUCAGAUAUCUUGCAUAUUAUACUAUCCUGCAAACAUAGAUGUAGUCAGCACAUGUACAGUGUGCCCUGUCUGUGAGAUGGGAUAGACAUCCAUGUUGGACUGGAACUGACUGCGCUGGCAGCAACCCCAUGGGCACGAUGCACCAGUCAGCCCACUCCUUUGACCACUAUAUAUUCUUCCAGUUGCUCCGGGGGGACACUGACAAACAGAGCCAUAUGUGUGUAAUUAUGGGGUUUAUGGACAAAAUAAGCCCAUUAUCAAAUAGUUUAAACCCACUUUGUUUUUAAACUUGAACAAAGCUAAAUGAUUUAAACAGCUGCUGUGCUAUAUAUGUAUGCCUUAAAGUUGUGACUGAUGGCUUGACCAAAUACGAGUUGGAUACAUCAAAUUCACUGACUAAAAAUGGAUUUUAGUUAGGCUCUCUUUCAUCAGUUUAGCAGGAGCUUAUGUAAGUGCCGUUAACUAAGCAGAUUAGUCAUGGAUGUUCAAUUUAUAUUGACAAAUAACCACAUAUUUUUAUUGCUGUCUAUGUGCAAUACUUUACUGUCAUAACCAAUCAUUGUUGAGACUGUUUGUGCAUGUCAUCAAAGAUUGUAUGAAAUGGUAAUAAAUAAAGUUAUGAAACAG
Clupea harengus (Atlantic herring) is the source of this 2989-nucleotide messenger RNA. RefSeq names its product islet cell autoantigen 1 (gene ica1). Gene Ontology annotation, cellular component: Golgi apparatus. The record is from RefSeq and is a predicted model, not a curated record. Gene Ontology annotation, molecular function: protein domain specific binding. Gene Ontology annotation, biological process: regulation of transport. Lineage: Eukaryota; Metazoa; Chordata; Actinopteri; Clupeiformes; Clupeidae.